AUGCCCAGCAAUUGUGAUGCCACAGGGAAGCAAGACUACAUUCCAGCCACCUGGCUGCUCUCCAGAACACUCAAGAAGCAGCUGUUCAGAACAGAACAGAUCAAGUUCCAGUCAGCAGCACACCAGUUUGGUCAGGUGCUCAAGUGUCUGAUGAUCUGCUGCACCACUGAGACAAGUUGGUUUGACAAACCUAUCAUGGAGCUGCCUCACAACCACCAUCAUGAUGUUCUCUGCAGUCUAGAGUCCAAGAUCAGAGAUGAGCUCCAGCAGUCCCUUCUGGACCUUAUGAAGACUGAGCAAUGUGAGCUCAAGCUUACUGAUGAGGAGAUGAUGGAGAAUGGGUGGCAUGCUGGUGGGGACAAGAAGAAUUCCCCCACAUGGUUCACAUGCUUGAGGUGUGGCUGCAGAAGCAAGGCUACUGUGUUGCAGCAGUCUAUAGCAGACAAGACACACAUUCACCACUACAGGCAGAUGAACAAGGCCAUGUACACCUACUGCCUGGUGUGCAGAGAUGUCCAGGUUAAAAGCAACAUUCUUGACUGGCAGGCAAUGUGGAAGAGUUUCAAUGAACUGGUGAUGUUGCUGCAGAGAGAGGCUGGCAUAGUUCAAGAUGUGAUUGAUCUGGAUACAGACCAUGCAGCACUUCUGUCAAGAUGCCUGGAUAUUAUUAGAGAUAUAUGGAACAAUCAUGACUCACCCUAUCAAAUGUGUGCCAGCAUAUUCUCUGAUGCCAUCAACUGUUGGUAUGGUGCCUGUGGCCUUUCAUUCAAGAAGGAGGAUUCUCUCAUCCAGAGAUGUAAUACAGUUCCUCCAAAGAAUGAGGCUGCAGACUAUUGGCUGUAA
This is a messenger RNA of Coccidioides immitis RS, 843 nucleotides long. RefSeq lists its product as uncharacterized. The transcript is spliced from 10 exons. The record is from RefSeq and is a predicted model, not a curated record. Lineage: Eukaryota; Fungi; Ascomycota; Eurotiomycetes; Onygenales; Onygenaceae. Bases 1 to 843 code for a protein of 280 amino acids.